CUGCCAGUCAGCUGCUAGGAAGCUGAGGGUGUUUAUCCCUGAGUUAGCUCGAUGGCUAACGUCGUCAGUCAUUAGGCUGUAGCUUCUUCACAUCGCUGGCGCUGUUUGUGGAAACAGUUGAACGUUUUCUUUUAUUUGGAAACUGAAGAUCUGAGACACACUGAGAAGAUGAAGUGUGCGUUUCUGCUCCAGGUUCUGGUGCUGGCGGGUUUUGUGCCGUUCAUAGAAGUGACAGCGAAGAAUUCUGAAGACAUCCGCUGUAAAUGCAUCUGUCCACCAUACAGAGACAUCAAGGGUCAGAUCUACAAAAAUAAUGUGUCUCUCAAAGACUGUAACUGUCUCCAUGUAGUUGAUCCAAUGCCGGUUGACGGGAAAGAUGUGGAGGCGUACUGUUUACGCUGCGAGUGUAAAUAUGAGGAGAGAAGCUCAGGGACCAUUAAGUUCACCAUCAUCAUGUACCUCUCCAUUCUGGGCCUGCUGCUUCUCUACAUGGUCUACCUGACUCUCCUAGAGCCCAUGCUGAAGAGGCGUCUGUUUGGACACUCGCAGCUUAUCCAAAGUGAUGAUGAUGUUGGGGACCAGCAGCCUUUUGCCAACGCUCAAAACGUCCUGUCCCGUUCACACUCUCGACCCAACAUGCUGAACAAAGUGGAGCACGCCCAGCAGCGCUGGAGGAGGCAGGUCCAGGAACAGAGGAAGUCUGUGUUUGACCGCCAUGUUGUUCUCAGUUAAACUGCCCUGCAAGAAAAAGUUACAGGUGGAGCAAAACAACAAAAACACUGUGACAGAGCCCUCGAUUUAUAUCUCUUCCUUUCUCUCAUUUGUGGUUUGUAUCUCAUUAAGUGUGACUCUGUAGACCAGAAGUCCCUGGCAGACAUUUAAUCAAAGCUAGGAACUGUUGCAUAGUCUACAGGCGGCACAGGAGAUUACAGUGAAUUCAUUUUUGCACAAUGUUGAAUGAGAAGUCUUUAAAAACAUUUCCAGAAGUAGAAUUUAAUCUCUGCCUGCUGUCCAAUUUGCAGAAGUGCCAAGUCACUGGAGAAUUUGUAAUGGAAAUUUGAUGGUAGAGACUAAUAAAUGCCAGAUAAAAACUUUCCAAGUUCAUGUUUCAUAACAUUCUCCAUCUCUAUAAUCUUCUGGCCAACAGUAUGAAGCUGACCAGUCUUACAAUUUUACAAGCCAGCGUUUUCAGCAUCAAACAUGCAGAUGUUUGUUGGUGACACUCCACAUGGCUGGAUAAAUGGUCCAUCCCACUUGACUGCAGUAAUCAUCAGUUAGCACAUAGCUGGUGGGUAUUUUCCACCUAACAACUAACAUAAUUUAGAACUACUGCUCUCACCGUCGAUUUAAGGAAAUCAUGUAAAAUAAAAAUCAUUCAGCUUUCUUUGAAAAUGCAUGUUUUAUAAUAAAUCUUUUAUAAAUGUGUUUUCAAUCCUCCAUCCUUACCGUAACAUUUACUUUCUGAUAACUGGUGUGGGAUCCAUCAUUUAAUGCAUUCAAUGAAAUUUGAUAUUUGAGAGUUGUUUCACUUGAACCUCGUUGCAGGUACUGAUGCAAUUUCUUGGUGAUGUCAUACAGUAGUAAACGUAGCUGUGCUAUUGAUCCUUAACUAUUGAAGACAUUUGAACUCAGUGCCCUCCUCAACUGCCUGAACAAAUAUAAUAUGUAUUUCCUUUAUGUUUGUAGCACGUCUGUGUGCUUGGUUUAACAUCAUUUCCUUUAUCAAGGUCCUAAAUAAUAUUUGUUGUCUAACAGGCAGCAUUGAGUGGUGAUUUUCUGAGUUACAAGAAGUUUUUUUUUUUGUGUAUAGCUGGGCUGGAGUGGAUGAAGAAUCACAGCUGAGAGUCCUUUGAAAGUGUUCUUAACUAUUGUAUAUGUGAUACCUUUAACUUUGAAAUAAAUUUAUGUAAUAUUUGUGA
This is a messenger RNA of Thunnus maccoyii (southern bluefin tuna), 1919 nucleotides long. RefSeq names its product TMEM9 domain family, member B (gene tmem9b). Gene Ontology annotation, cellular component: lysosomal membrane. The record is from RefSeq and is a predicted model, not a curated record. Bases 169 to 732 code for a protein of 187 amino acids. The transcript has 5 exons. Gene Ontology annotation, biological process: positive regulation of canonical NF-kappaB signal transduction. NCBI's taxonomy places the organism in Eukaryota, Metazoa, Chordata, Actinopteri, Scombriformes, Scombridae.